UCAACCGCGAAAACACAAUUUUCAAAUUGGAAAGGAAAAGGAUAAAAAGUGGUUUAAGGGUUAAAAAUGUAAAAAAAAAAAAAAAUCAAAUACACUAUUGGAUCUUAAUUGUCACAUUGCUCCCUAAACCCCUAACCGAACUAAUCAAAUGCGAGUAGUCAGGUAACUUGCCCAAAACGAGGGCCUCAGCCCUCCAUAUAUUUCCCCCGGCUCCGGUUCAAGUUCUCCUUGCUACCAAAAUCCAAAGGAAUCGUCCCCCUCAUUGAGCAACGUUGUGAAUUCUCGUAUACUUCCUAUCUCUAAGCAUUAGAGAUUUCAACACUCAAACAUAUCAAAAUUAUUAACAAAGCAUGAUGGUGCUGUUCCAAAAUUUAAAAUGUGGCACAAAUUUUUUUCCCCGCAAAUUUAUUAAAUAAUAAUAAUAAAUACAUAAGUUCAUAAAAUGAUAAAAAAAAGAAAUAAUAUCAUAUGUCAUUAUUUAAAAAUAACAAUAGUCUAAUAUUAUCUGAAAUAAAAUCCUCUAUAUGUUAUAGGAGAUAAGUAUAAGGAUAAUUAUAUGAGAGUUUGUUUCUCUUCAGAGAUUUGAGAGUUAUAUAAAUUAUAGUAUAACUUAAUAUUUUCUUGAGGCUUUGGAUUGCAUGAUGGAUUUCUUUAGGGUUAAUAUUAUCUGAAAUAAAAUCCUCUCCUUCUCGCCAUCUCACGAACAUCUUGCUAACCUUCAAGUCAUGCACGAGUACUACUUCAUCAGCCACAUCUUCCUUCUAAGAAAUGAUUCAUUAAACCAUUUGUUCUAUUGACUUCUGGAUUAUCCACAAUGCUACAAAACAACAGAAAUUCAACUGUUCAUCUCUCCUAUUUAGUGUAGUAAUCAUGACCAGUGAAGAGAACUAUGGUGGAAUUCUUCCAUAUGAUGGACUUAUCACCAAGCUUCUCCAAAAUCUGAGAGUCAGAAUCUCCGAAUACAAGAUGGUAACAUCCAGCCUGACCCUGAGUGCUCGAAACGUCCUCAUCAUUAGGCUUGAUCUGCCCCCAAGAUCGCAGAGAUGGCAUACCACCAGCUCGCCACCGACAACGCCCUCAAUAUCUUGUCAAGCUGCAUCGCUCUGGAGUACGUGGAUUUUACAGGGUGCUUGGAUGUGGCGCUCGAUGGAAAAUUCUUUCUGGACAAGUUCCCUAAGGUGAUCGUCUUGGGCCCACACGUGAUGGAUUUGUACUACCAGAUGUACAGCUCCGAGGAUGAUGAUGAGGUGUUGGAUGAUGAUGAAUAGAUUCCGGAGGAGAUAUAACGGUUGAGUUUUAUGGUGGAGAACUGAAUGGAGUCAGUUAUAGUGAUCCUACUGUUGUGAAAAAAUAUGCUAGACAUACUUAAUUGGGUGAAAAUUAGAUAGUACUAUAUGUAAGUGGGAUGUAACUCACUUUCUUCCCUCCCUCUAUCUCACUUUCUUUCUUCCCCCUCUUUACCUCACUUUCUUCCCUCUCUCUAACUCACACUCAACUGCCCCCUCUCUUCCACCCUCCCUCAUUCCUUCCUUCCUCCAUCAUCGCCCUCCACUCCGUAGUUGAUUUCUCUCCGAAGCUGCAAACACUCCCACUGCAAGAAAAUUAGAUUUCGACG
Molecule: messenger RNA, 1615 nt
Organism: Linum trigynum
Lineage: Eukaryota; Viridiplantae; Streptophyta; Magnoliopsida; Malpighiales; Linaceae
Source: the annotation of a GenBank genome assembly